Molecule: messenger RNA, 4119 nt
Organism: Penaeus indicus
Lineage: Eukaryota; Metazoa; Arthropoda; Malacostraca; Decapoda; Penaeidae
Exons: 5
Coding region: 1-4119 (1372 amino acids)
Biological process (GO): DNA integration
Molecular function (GO): zinc ion binding; nucleic acid binding
Source: RefSeq, a predicted model, not a curated record
AUGGGGGCCUUUGUACAGGGUGGACGAAUACCAGGCUGCAUCAACUGUCCACAAGCAGUGCCUGUAUUUUCCGGCUGCAUCAGCUACAUAACUCUGGAUACGUACCCUGGGCUGUUUACCCUGGACCAUAAUAUCCGGUCCACAAUACCCCGGUCUAUAGUACCCUGGCUACGCGUGACCCCGGGCCGCUUGACCCCGGGCUGGAAUAGUUGUAAUGUGGUGUCCGGACAGGUGGCUGGCCAUAUAAAGAACAGUCUUAGUGUUAACGACUGUGGUGUGCCCGCGGGCGUUGUGAAAUACAGUAACUUUGUUCGCUGUAUCUUAACUGCGAUGGAUUGUUCUCUGUUGGGGGGUAAAGCCUUGAAGAUAUAUGUAAGUCUGCCGGAUGACGUUCUAGUAAAUUACAAGUUGUUAAAAGACGCGUUAUUGAAAGGAUAUAAUGUUGAUGUUGAUUCCUACCGUAAGAAGUUUAAGGAGAGUAAGGUGGGUGAAAACGAGACGUACGUACAGUUAAUGUCUCGGCUGAUUAGGUAUUUAGAUAACUGGCUAAUUAUGAGUGACGUCACGAAGAACUACGAGGAGCUGUUUGACUUCUUAGUUCGCGACCAAAUGUUAAGCAAUUGUCUGUUUGAACUUCGCGUUUUUCUUAAGGAGCGAGUUUUUGAAACUACUCUUGACAUGGCGCAAGCAGCCGAUAGGUUCCGUAGUGCACACAAAUCUCCCAAAUUCCGUAAAAUGCCUAUCAAGGAAGAUCCUGAUACAAAGAACGGUACAAAAUCUGGCGUUAGGGAUAAGAUCGUGUGUCACCACUGUUCCAAGCCAGGUCAUAUACGUCCUUCUUGCCCUGACUUAAUGCUUGGUAAAAGCAAAUCCUCUCAAAGGGUCAACUUUGUGUUUGACUCUGACCUCUCUCCCAACAAUAGCAUCACGUGUGAGGGAAUGUUAUAUAAUAGACCCGUACAUGUACUCUUUGAUUCUGGCUGUUCGUCUAUCAUCGUUAAGGAAUCGCUCAUCCCCGCCACGGCCAAGCGAGGGAAAAUGGUCACUCUGUACGACUACCUGGGAGUGGGCCGGAGUUUUCCAACUGUGCGUUGCCUUAUAAAGAGCGAAUUUUUGAAUGGGUGGUACAACGUUGUUGCUGCUCCUAUUAAGUUCACCGAUGUUCUUGUGGGUAUGGUGCCGGGUGUCUCAGUGCCAUCCGUGAAUAACCCUAACCUUAGCAUAUCGGUAAAUUCUCCCCGCACAGAUAUCGGUAACGCGGAUGUUGUUAAUGCAGUUGUUACGAGGGCUGCUAAAAUAAAGGAAGAUGCCGAACCAGCAAAACUGACGGUUCCUCAUUUUCAGUUUAAUAGUGUAUCUAAGGAUGAUUUUCUGAGUGCUCAGACUGAAUGUUCUUCUCUCGAAAACAUCAGAGAUAAAGUAAAAAGCAAGUCUCUAGUAAAUGUAAAGAGUCGUUCUGUUAGAUACGAAAUUGUGAAAGGCUUAAUUUACCGAGUGUGCGUUAAAAGCAAGCACAAUCAUGAAAUAGGUGUUAAGCAGUUGGUAGUACCUCGUAAGUUUGUAGAUUUAAUUCUUUCAACCGCUCAUGACUCUCCUGUGGCAGGUCAUUUUUCUCACAGGAAAACCGCUGACAAGAUUUUUCAUAAAUUUUUCUGGCCAGGUGCGGGAGCGGAAAUAAAACGGUACUGUCGUUCAUGUCACGUGUGUCAGAAGACGGCUCCUAAAGGUAAAAUAGGGAGAGCACCCAUGGUUCAGAUGCCGAUAAUAAGCGAGCCUUUUGCCAGGGUUGCAAUUGAUCUUGUGGGGCCGAUAACACCUGCUUCUAGCAGAGGCCAUAAGUAUAUUCUAACGCUAAUUGACAUGGCAACUAGAUUCCCGGAAGCAGUACCCUUACGGAAUAUAGAUACUGUCACUGUAGCAGAGGCUUUGCUAAGUAUUUUUUCGCGUGUGGGAAUACCGAAAGAAAUACUUUCCGAUCGCGGAACCCAGUUCAAAUCGGAUUUAAUGGCAGAGAAAAACAGAAUGCUCUCAAUAAAGGCAUUAUUUACAAGUCCAUAUCAUGCUUGCUGCAAUGGAACUGUGGAGCGAUUUCACGCAGUGUUAAAGUCCAUGCUUAAAAAACUCUGCGGAGAACGACCCCACGACUGGGAUCGCUACAUCCCGUCUGUUCUAUUCGCGUACCGCGAGGUUCCUAACGAUACUCUGAAAUUCAGUCCAUUCGAAUUGCUGUACGGUCGCAAAGUGCGCGGUCCACUGUCCAUUCUUCACGAUCUAUGGACCAGAGAUGACCUUAAUGAUGAGAUCAAAAGCACUUAUCAAUACGUUCUUGAUUUGCGAUCCCGAUUAGAGGAAUCCGCCCAGUUGGCUUCAUCCCAUGCAGAUGUUUCUGGUAAAAUGUACAAAGCCUAUUUUGACAGAAGUGCUAAAGUACGCAAAUUAAACGAAGGCGACGAAGUACUUGUUUUGCUGCCAACAUCUCACAACAAGUUAACAAUGCAGUGGAAGGGACCUUAUUCGGUAGUGAGGAAGCACGAUAACGGCGUAGACUACGAGGUAAAGAUUAAUACGAAAAAGAGAUUAUAUCACAUAAACAUGCUUAAGAAAUAUGUGAGGCGUGACGAUGUUUCUUCUUCGCAAGUAUGCCAGGUGUGCGUCGUAGACGAUCUUCCAACCUCCGAGGAAAAGGCGAGUUUUGCUUGCGAUAUCCCUGACUUGUACGAGGCUAAUAAAUGUACAGUAAACAUUAAUCCUGAACUGUCGAGUAAGCAGACAGCAGAGUUAAAACAGCUAGUAGCUGAAUUCUCUGACGUAUUCUCAGAUAAACCAGGUGUAACUAGCACGGUCAUACAUGACAUUGAAUUGUCAACAGUUGUCCCUGUUCAUACCAAGCCGUACCCUAUUCCCCAUCAUCUCAGAAAAGCUUUUGAUGAGGAAGUGGAUAGAAUGUUAGCUUUAGGCGUUGUUGAACAUUCUACAUCUCCCUAUUGCUCACCCGUUGUGCUAGUUAAAAAGGCCGAUAAUUCAUGGCGCUUUUGCGUAGAUUUUAGGGCUCUGAACGACGUGAGUGUUUUCGACGCAGAACCAAUGCCAACGAUGGAUGAAGCAUUAGGUAAUUUUGUGGGAGACGUUUACUUCACUGAAUUAGAUCUUUGUAAAGGCUAUUGGCAAAUUCCUUUAUCUCAGAAGGCAAAAUCGUACACAGCUUUUGCUACUCCUAAAUACGGACUUCUGCAGUUCAAUAAACUUCCGUUUGGUUUACGCACGGCGUGUGCCAGUUUCAUUAGAUUAAUGCGUAAAGUUACUGCAGGUUUGACGAAUGUAGAGUGCUACUUUGAUAAUUUGGUGGUGCAUAGCUCGUCAUUUCGUAAGCACUUGGUUCACAUAAGGAAUCUUCUGGAAAGAUUGCGUGAGCACGGGUUAACUGCUGGGCCUAGUAAAUGUUUUCUAGCUUUUCCCAAUAUUAAAUAUCUUGGAUUUAAUCUUGGUGAGAAGGGCUUGAGUACCCUUCCAGAUAAGGUUGAGGCAAUCAAAAAUAUGCCGAUACCAGAAACCAAGAAACAACUACGAAGUUUUCUUGGAACACUUUCAUUCUAUCGGAAGUUCAUUCCUAAUUUAGCUGACCUCGUACACCCUUUGAACUCUCUUCUGAAAAAAUUUUCUCCUAAUAAGCUGAAUUUAACUCCUGAUCAUUAUAAGAGAAUCGACGAAUUAAAGGAUAUGUUAGCCAAUGCACCAAUCUUAACUCUGCCUGACUAUGAAAAGACUUUUUAUCUCCGAACAGACGCCAGCGACACAGGUCUUGGGGCGGUGUUGCUACAGAAUGUUGAUAAUGUUCUCAUGCCAAUCGCUUAUGCGAGUAGAAAGCUCUCUGACUCGGAAGGGCGUUAUGCCGUAAUAGAAAGAGAAGCUUUAGCUAUCGUCUGGGCUAUUAAAAAGUUCUGGUGUUAUCUUUAUGGCCGCGAGUUUGUCUUGCAAACCGAUCAACAACCGUUAACAUACAUCAGAAACAUGAAGAACAGCAAUGGUCGUCUUAUGCGUUGGUCACUGGCUCUCCAGUCUUAUGCAUUUACGAUAGAGUAUAUCAGAGGUCAAGAUAAUGUUGGCGCAGAUAAUUCUUAG